Messenger RNA from Chelonia mydas (Green sea turtle), 6928 nucleotides. RefSeq lists its product as uncharacterized. Lineage: Eukaryota; Metazoa; Chordata; Testudines; Cheloniidae. The transcript has 33 exons. The record is from RefSeq and is a predicted model, not a curated record. Gene Ontology annotation, cellular component: cell surface. Gene Ontology annotation, biological process: cell-matrix adhesion. Bases 1 to 5493 code for a protein of 1830 amino acids.
AUGGCUGAGGAAGGCCAUGUGAGAACCGCAGUGGAGCAAGAUGCCGAGAAUGAGGUGUUGCCGCACUUUGGUGUGUUCUGCGCCUGGCAUUCAGAUAAAUGGUAUGUGAUUGCCCUGUACAAUCUGUCAUUGUAUUUUGUGAUAAGCCUUAAGCUACACAACUUGUCAACAUGGAACAGUUCCUUUAUCAGAGGAGCAUUUGAGUUCCUGCUGAGGAAAGAUGUUGAUUUACAGCUAAGUGUUCUGAAGCUCCUUGUCAGCAAAGUGAACGGGAAAGAGCUGGAAGAAGCAUUGGAAGAAUUUAACGACAAGGUUGUUAACUCCUCACUGAUCCCAUCAAAAUGGAAAGGCUUUGCACUGGAGGCAUUAUGGGAUGGGAAGCUGAGAAACGAAGAGCUUUAUAACGAGACAGAGUUUGUGGGGCCAUGGUUCCAGAAGAGGCUAAGGCCCUUUUUAGCUGCAGUCUCUAUCGACAUACUCCAGUGCCUUCAGAACGAGACCUUGGGAUGCGCGCAGUAUCAGGCAAUAGUUAAAGGCCUGGAUCUGGAAUUUAAAAAGAUGAGCCACAGUACCCAAGAGGAAGUCUACGGUGCAUUCCAGCUUCCUUACCUGAAAGGGUUAAACAUUGCAGGAUCCGCAUGUGCUGAUGGCCUUAACACCAGCACUGCUUGGCUAAGGGUCAACUUUAGAAACUUCAGCAGACAUGCUGCAUAUCACGACUUGCUCUCUCUGAACUCCAGAUUUAAUGGCCUUGAUGUGCUCAGUAGUUUGACAGUGAAGCAGCGUGCGCAGUUAUCAGCGACCCAGGGGACCUUGCUGACCCCCGAAGAUGUUCAGAAACUGAUGAGUUUUGUGACCACCUCCACAGUAACCGAGUACAUCGAUGAAUUGAACAGACAGGCCAGCGUGAGUCUGAAGGGGGCCGUCAGAGCCACGCUGCUACAGCACGUCCUAGCUGCAGCCCGGCCAAUAUUUCAGAAGGCAGAUGACGCUGAAUUCGUGCACUGGAUGGAUCCUCGCCUUGCAGGCUUGAUUUCAGGACUGAACAGCACCCAUGUCCCACUCGUUUUCGACCAUCUGGAAUCUCGAAACUGCUCUGCCAUCAACGCUGUAGUAACUGUGCUUAAUAACUCCAUCACCGACUUCAGCAACACCACGCGACAGAGCAUUUACCACAGGAUACUGAACAUGACCGCCGGUUCCUCCCUACGGUGCUAUGCCACAAACACUAGCUUCUCCAUAUAUCUCAGAGAGACGUUUCAGGACUUUGCUGCUUUUCUGAAUCUGAGAGAUCUCGCCUCCGUCAUUCCAGCAUCUGAAAUCCAAAAGAUUGUGAAUACAAUGGCCCCAGCUGCACUGGCUGAUUUGUUAUCCAGCUCUGACUUUCUCAACGACAACAACUUCCUGACCGUUCUUCUGAAGAACUAUAAAAGGAGAGGGGCCUUCAUUGACCUGUUUAACAAGAGGAGCAUUGUGGACACCCUCCCGAAUGACACCGGGAUGGCCAUUCUGGCCGGCGUGUGGCCUGCUGUGUUGAGGAGUGACAACGAGACAGUGGUGGACAUGUGGCUCGGCGCACGUCUGUCGCGAUAUUUCAGUUUUACCCAAGGCAACAUACUGAACUUCAGCAGUACCCAGAACGCCAGCUGCACAGCGUUCCGCAAGACUGUGGGCAAACUGAGCAAUAACAUUACAGCUUUCAAGGUCAGCCAGCAAGAGAUCUAUAACUUCACCAAAGCCUAUCUCACUGCAACGAGUGCUAGGCCUAGAUGUUACGAUGCCGGUGACCCCCGCACAGCAAACUGGUUUGCUGCUUACCUUGGGCGUUCCAUCCGCUACAGCAGUGCGGACGAUGUAAGAUCAUUCAUCAACAACAAUGCAACAGUUCUCCAGGAUCUAGCCAUAAACCCAGACAAUCUGAGACUCCUCAACCACACAAGAAUCCAUAAGGAUGUAGCAGAGCUGUAUGCCACAGCGCUGUUUGCCAAGAAUUCAAACUUCAGUCUUGUCAACCUUCCAGACCAGCUCCUCUGCUUUGCCAGACGUUCUACUGCAAUACACCUGCUCAGCCCCAGUGCUUCGCUGAGCAUCAUUGCCAGGAUAAACCUCCAUUGUGGCCCUUCAAACACAUCGGAACUCAAAGACCCCUUUACCACUGACCACCAGCUUGCAACUAUGCUCGUUGCACAGAUCACUCCUUUUGAUGCAAGGACCCUGGCUGCUUUGGGGCAGCAAGCAGUGGGGCUGACCUCUGGGCAGAUCUUAGAACUGAGGGCACAGGAUAUAGCAGAUCCACUGGCCUUGCAGUCGCUUGGACAAGUCAACGGCUGGGAUAGGGGACAAUCUCAAGGGCUGAUGAAUAAAUUAAUCAGCAGUAAUUUCACGUUUGAUACGGCAGAGGCAUUUUGGAGACUCGGAACAUUGGUGCCAGGCCUCCCCAGUUACAUCUUCGGUAACAUCACAGCAGACACUGCGAUGAAGAUGGCUAAGAAUGCCAAUUUCCAUAGAGCCAUCAAGAAGGCUCCUAGCUAUUUAAAGAGAGCUUUUGUGGACAAGAUCAUCUCCAAUUCCUCAUCGCUGAAUGACAUUUUAAAUAACGUGCCAGAUGAUUUAGUGGACCAGGUUCCAGUCCCAUUGCUGGUGCUUCGAGACAAGCUCCUAGAUCUUCGCAAAAUCAACGAGAAACAAUGGUCACCAGAGCAGGCAGCUGUGUUUCUUGUGGAUGUAUUGAAUGCUACCGAUAAUUACGCUGACCUUUCAGCAGCCGUGCUGCGAGGUUUCCAGUGCGGCCCAGCCAGCAGACUGUCGCCUGACAAGAUCUCGUCGCUGGUGGAACAAGUGAGAAACAAAAAUGCCGCACUGAGCGCUCACCAGUUAUCCUGCAUCGCCAAAAUACUAGCUGCAAAGAACCUGACAGCAAACUUCACCAGCUACCCACCAGAUGUGCUACUCUUCUUUGAUUUCACCCAAGUGCAGAAUCACACCUGCAAAGAGUUUUACAGUCUGGCUUCCCAAGGGAAUCCAAACCUGCUGCCAAAUGGAUCGGCCCAAAGGAAACAACUCCAGAAUAAUGCAUUGGUGUGCCUGGGCGGGGUGAAUAACACUCUCAGCAAGGAGCAGCUUAGCAGCCUCGGUGCGUUGGUGUGUGACAUGGAUCCAGCAGCCAUCACAGACUCCGACCCUCAGAUCCUGGAAAAUCUGAAGCUCUGUCCAGAUCUAGCAGGGCCCCAGAAAGCUGCUCUCAACACUCUCCUCAGCCGUGGGGAAAGCCAGGACGGGGCUCCUUUAUCAUGGGAUUUAGGGAGUUUGCAGAGUCUUGGAUCGCUCACUUUGUAUCUGAACCGGACAAUUUGGAGGUCAGUCAAGGAGGGUGUGAGGAAGGCCUUCUUCAGAAGUGUUGUAGCUGGGUACCAAACCCAAAGUGCAUCUCAGAAGGAGAAAACCAUGCUCCUCUUAAAAUCCAUUGGAUCCGCAUCACCUUCAUCUUCCAGAUCUAAGCGUGCCACGGAACAAUGCAAAUCUGAACCUAUCACCGCCAGCACCAUCCAAGACCCCCUCUUCAUUGUGUAUUAUGACACGAAGGGGCAGUUUGAUGCAUGCUUGAGUAACGAGGUUUUGAAAGCCAACCUGGUUCCAUUGCUGGAGCACCCUCUCACAGAGGAGUACCUUGAUGUCAUGAAAAGCAAACUCAGUGAGAUUUUCCCUGCUGGGAUCCCAGAGGACCAGUUAAAGCUGUUUGGCCAGUUAUCACGCCGCUACGACGGGAAUGAGAUCAGCACUUGGCAAGUGACUUCCGGUGACACGCUAUCAGCCUUACUGGAUCCGUCUGGCGGAAGCUGGAAGGCAUCUGGGGCCAAACAACUGAUCACUAGAUACACGGACCUGGGGGGCACCUUAACUGGACCCUUACUUCAGAAAAUUGGUGGUAGAGAUCUGUGUGGUCUGGACGAUGAUCAGAUUAAUAAAAUAAGCUCAGAAGCAAUUGGGACUGCUGGGAAAUUAGACAUUUCUUCUUGUUCACAAAGCAAGAAAGACCGGCUGUAUGCAAAAGCCCGUGAUGCAUUUGCUAGCCAGACUGGAACCAGUGCUUACUACCCUUUAAUUCAGCCAUAUUUAGGUGGAGCUCCCGUAAAGGACCUGGAACACUUAGCAGGAUCUAAUAUUGCCAUGGAUAUUGACACAUUUACUUCCUUAAAACCCAGCGAACUGCAGAACCUCAGUGUCCAGAAUGUGAAAAAUUUGCUUGGUGUAAACCUCCCUGAUCUAAACCGAGCUGAAAAUCAUCCCUCCGUGACCAACUGGAUCCAGAGGCACUAUCAGUCGGAACUGGACAAUAUCCUGGGCAUUGGUCUGCACGGAGGAAUGUCAGAGCCAGUCUCAAUGGCAACGGCCAGCAAUGGGACUUCCGCUACCCCUGAUACCAGCAUCACCCCACCUGCUACCUCCUACAAUGUCACCACCCCCCACAACACCACCUCCCUACCUGCCACCACCUACAAUGUCACCAUCCCCCAUGACACCACCUCCCUACCUGCCACCACCUACAAUGUCACCAUCCCCCAUGACACCACCUCCCUACCUGCUCUCGUCACCCCACUUGCUACCAUCCACAAUACCACUACUAGCCACAACACCACUUCCCCACCUGCUACUACCUACAAUGAUACCAUCCCCCACAACUCCACUUCCCUACCUGUUAUGAUCACCCCAUUUGCUGCCAUCUACAAUACCACUACUACCCACAACACCACUUCCCUGCCUGCUACCACCUACAAUGACACCACCACCCCCAACACCACCUCCCUACCUGCUAUCCUCACCCCACUUGCUACCAUCCACAAUACCGCUACUACCCACAACACCACUUCCCCACCUGCUACCACCUACAAUGAUACCAUCCCCCACAACACCACUUCCCUACCUGCCACCACCUACAAUGUCACCAUCCCCCACAACACCACUUCUCUACCUGUUAUGAUCACCCCAUUUGCUGCCAUCUACAAUACCACUCCUACCCACAACACCACUUCCCCGCCUGCCACCACCCACAAUAUCACCAUCCUACCUGCUACUAUCCACACUAUCAUCUCCCCAACUGCUAUUAUUACCCCAACUAGCAUCACCCACAAUACCACCUCCCUACCUGCUACCUCCCCACCUGGUCCCACCCACAACACCACCUUCAUCACCUCCCCCAAGAAGCCUGUCACUCCCCCCCAGCCCACCCCAAACUCCACCUCCCCAUCUCCCACAAGCCCUGGCAAGACUGCUGUUCCCCCUGCACCGGCCACCACCAUGUCUUCCACAACCAUGAUCACCCCCAAGACAGCCACUAAAAAACCAGCUACCAACAUGACAUGGCCACCAAAGCCACUACCACCAGGAUACAUCAUUCUUGAACCGGUCACCGCGUCAGGAUCCAAACCAGCUUUCCGUUUGCUGUAUGCCUUGUCCGCUGCCAUUGGAAUCUCCGUGUUGAGCAGGUUUCUCUAACACCACCGACACAGGCUCUGCCUUCACCGUGUUCCUCCUUCCUUUAAUUCCUCCCCUGACCCAAACUAGCUGAGCUGGCAGCUGCAGACGUUUCAUAUCCCCCCAAGGGAAGCAGUGACGCCAUGAAAAGCAAACACGCACAGUAUAUCAAGCAGCUGUAGCGCCAUCACUCUGUUUCCCUGGGGCAAUGCAAUCAUCCCUGAGAAAAGGGAAAGCACAUUAGCACUAUGCCAAACAGCACAUUGUGGGUGUUGUCGCUCAGCCGUUUGGAGAGAAGAGCAGUACAAGAGCCUCACACCAGGACCCGGAGCAGCAGCAGAAAAUCCCCAAAGGACCCUUCAGAUCUGCUCACUUUGCCCCAUCCAUGGGUAUGCAAAGUCUUCUCCAGCUGAACUCCCAAGGCCAAGCCCUCCUCAGGAGCAGCACCCAAUGCCUACUCUGCAUCUCCUUGGUCAGCAAGGGUGAAGCCAGCCCAUAGGGUUACCUGGAGGAAAGUCCAGUUGUGGGGAAGGUUGCAGGGGUAAAGGACACAGACGGAAAUACUGAUUCAACAGGGGGCUGUGGUAGGACAGAUGCAUUGCUGUUGUAACUCCACUGGUGUCAACAGAGUGAAGCUAGCGAUGAAUUUGACCCACUUUUCUGUGCACGACACAUUUACUACGCCUGGUUACAAAUAAAACUGAUAGGGCCAAGUCCCUGGCUGGUGUAAAUUGCCACAGUGCCAUUGAAGUCAAGGGAGCUGCAGCACUUUACACCAGCAGUGUUAUUUGAGGUGGGGGGGACGCGGCAGGGAAUCACCAUUUUUCCUGCCAAAAAAUACAAGUCAAAAUAAAGUUAGAUGACUGUGAGUUCUCAUCUCCCAAUACAACGACCUGGACCUCUCCACCAUGCUGCGGUCUUUUCUCUGCUGGGGACCAGUGUCACCAUAUGGCUAAUAGGAACCUAUCCAGGGGCCGGCUUCCGUUCCAAAAUCUUUAGGGUUUCAGGCUGCGAGGCAGGCAUGAGGCUGGAAGACACACAUGUCUACUAGAUAAAUACUAGUCAUAAUACGAUGAUCAAUUGUAUUGUAGUUGGGUUGGGCUGCAUAUUGCUCUGACAAGGGGCUCCAUUCUGCCACCCUUACUUAUAUGGCGUAGUACCUGAGCCCAUAAGUAGUCCCACUGGAAUCACAAUUGAAACUCAUGGAGUAAGUCACUGCCCACUGUAAGAGGAGCAGAAUUGGGUCUAUUAUUCUUGCGCUAUAAACACAAUAGUGUCAUGUACUCAUCUGACAGCUCUGCCAGAAAUCCCAUAGGUGUAUUUAAUUUGCUUUAUUUUGGACUUAUGAGAGAUCUUUGAUCAGGAUUUGUUCAAGCCAUGCCACAGCCACUUGGGUGGGAACAUUUAUUAAAAAGAGUGUGUAUGGAUUAGCAUUUCACUGCUGUAUAGGCAACAU